AGUACCAUCAAAGACAAUAAACUUUAUUAUCUAUGAGUAUCAUAACAAAAUAUCAAAUUAUCGUGACUCUUCAACUCAUGAAGUAAGUUUUAAAUAAAUAUUUCUCCCUAGAUAUAAUGUUAUGUAUAAUAUACGAAUUCAAAUUUUAAUUUUAAUGUUAAACUAUGAAAUGCCAUUGUAUUGAAUGUAAAUUCGUUUAAAAUUAUAUUUUAUAAGUAUUAAUAAUUGUUUUUCUAUUAAAUGUAUACAUUUUUCAAUAUUCAUUAAGUACUAUAUUGAUUUAAACUAAGUCCAUCAAUUUUUUUUAUGUAAUGUGUAAUGAAUUUUAGCAUUAAAUUAUUUUAGUAUAAAAAUUAAAAGCAUGUAACAACCAUUUAAUAAAGAUAAAUUGAUUGUAAUAUUGUAAAAGAACAAAAAUUGUUUAAUUGAUUAAUUUCUACUAAAAAAUAUUAAAUAAAAUGAAUACAUAUAUAUAGUUAUAAAAGUCAAUCUAGUUUAUUCAUAAUAUGAUCAAGUUGUAAAUCAUUAUUUAUUAAAUUUAUUCAUAAACAAUAUUAUGUACUAUUUUUUUUUCUGUAUUUUAGCUGUUGGGAAGUUAUUUAACCAAUUAAAAUUUGACAGAGCAUAUAAACUGCUGGAAUGAGAAAUUGUUAUCAUUGGAUGUAAUGACAUCAGACAAUAAAAAUCCUACUCUAAAUUUCAAAUUACUACAGAAAAGUAAGACAUUAUAUUUAUAAUCUCCGUAGUGAUGCAUUUGAAAUUAAAAAAAAAAAAAAUUAACUUUUAAAUUUGAUUUAAACAAUUUAUACUAAUUUAUUAAAACUAAUUAGUGGCGCAACCAGGAUAUACUUUAUUUUUUUUUUGUGAAAGAUUCAAUUUCUGAAAGAUUUUGGUGGGGAAAAUUGGAUAAGGUUAAGUUAGAUUUAUAAGUCAAAUCUUUAAAUGUAUAGAUAAUUCAAGCAGAAAAACAAUUUAGGCUCAUAUUAAGUAUUUAAAUAUACCUAACUACUAAGUUAUAGUAUAAUAAUAAUAGUUAUUAUUUAUAGUUUAAGAUAAAUUCUUCGAGUAACACGCACAUAAUGAUACAUUAUGUUUCAAAUCUGUAUAUAAAUCGAUACAACUACAUACUAAGUAGAAUUUUUAAAAAACUCACUAACAUAUUUUCGGGGGUGUACAACCUCUGAAGCCCAUCCCCUAGUUGUGUCACUGUCACUGAAACCAAUAUUCAAAAUAAAAAUAAUUAAUUUUUAUUUUAACAGUAUAAUAUAGAAAAAUACAGUAGAAGUACCUACUAUUUUAAUGUAUAAAUUAAUAUGCACCAAGUAUUAUCAGUAUGAACAGUUUGUAAUUUUGUUUCCAAUUAUAAAAAUGUUUGUAUUUUUCCCUUAAUAGUUUGGAAAAUUAUCGAAAAGAAGUACAGUAUGAUGAAAUUAUAUUUCUGACAGUAACCAGUGAAAUUUCAUUCAUUACUUGGUGAGUGUAUUUAUUUUAACAGCAAUAAGAGCACACAGAAUAAUAAUAAUACUUGUAUAUUAUCCAUUAUUUACAUUCUAUUAUAAUUUCAUAAUAUUAUUAACGUGUAUAUAUAAGUAAUUUAAGGAUAAACACAAAAUAAAAACUUGGUAUUUUAAAACACAAAAUUCUGUUCUGUUUUGCACAGACUUCAGACUGUCAGAUUCACAUUAACAUAAAUCUUUGUUAGUAGAUUAAUGGAAUGUUAUUAUCUGGUUUGGUUAAAAAUUGUGUUUCUAGCUAACAAACACGUAAUGGCUAACUGAAUCUUAUUUUGUUUUUCACUAUAAACCAUUAACUGUACAAUCUAUUUUAUUAUUAACUAGCUGAAUAACCCCAAGGCUUCACCCUUGUGCAGUUUUUUUAUGUUACCAAUAACUUUUAUUUAUCAGUUUUUAUAUUACAGUUAUAGUUUCUAUUUAAAGAUGUAUAUCCUAUGUAUUGUGAUUACCAGAAAAAUUGUAUAUUUUAGUAUUUCAAUGACAAAUCCUAAGAGAUAAUUUUUAUGGAAGAAAUAUUGAAGUAUAUAUACCCUAUAUUACUAUAGUAUACCUUUUUAGUUGAAAAAAAAAUGUUUUAUUUUUAUUUAUAUUAUACUUAUUAUUACUAUCAUUACUAUUAUUGUUAUUGGAGACAUAACUACACAGAAAUAGCGUUGAAAUUAAAUUUGUUGGACAUUGAUGAUCAGCAAUCAAAAUUACAAUGAAAUAACUAAACAAUAUUCAGUAGAUACUAUAGGUACAUUUUGCUAAUAGUUACCACAUAAUUAAUAAAAAUAAUAAUUAAAUGUACUUUGUUACCAAGGUAACUCAAUCAACAAAAAUUAUACUACCAAAUACCAAAAUUCCUAUGCCAGCUAUUCUUUAGGGAUUGAAUUUUAGAGAGUAUUAUUUUCACUCGGUAGCAAAUGUUCAGUGACAUUUUAAAUUUAUUGUUGAUCAACAUUCAAUUGUUAUUGUAAAAUUUUUGUUAUAUUAUAUAAAUAUUAUGAAAGACUUAGUAGUUUAGUAAUUAUUAUCAUUUAAAUUCAUAGUGCAAUAUUGUGGUCAUUAGAUUAUUACAUUUACUUGCAACAUAAAAAAAUAAAAGUAAUCCUUUUUCUUAUAAUUUUCAAUUUUCUGUUCUUUAGGAAGACAAUUCAGUGCCAUCCAACAACAGCAGAAUAAAAAUGCCACCUAUUCAACACCAUUCAUCUUCCAUCUGAGGUGGUAUUUUCCAGAAUGCCUAUCAUAGUAGAAAAACACUUCAGUUAUGUCUUCAGAGUUCAACAAUAGAUGUCUUUUUAGUGAAGCUCUGUAAUCAUAAGGGUUGAAUUCUACAUUGAAAUGUGAUUUGCUCAUAAUUGUAAACAUAUAGUAUAAUAUAAAAACUCCACAGUAAAAUAAAUCUCUUUGUUUUGGA
This is a messenger RNA of Cinara cedri, 2913 nucleotides long. The record is from the annotation of a GenBank genome assembly. Lineage: Eukaryota; Metazoa; Arthropoda; Insecta; Hemiptera; Aphididae.